GGCGGGGCAAGAUGGCGGCCACGAUGCCCGGCGUCUGCUGGGUUCGCGCCGCCGCAGCGCUGCUCCUAGGGUGCUGCGGCGCAGCGCUCGCCAGCGGCGUCCAGGAUCAAGCGGAACAGUUCUUUAGAAGUGGACACACUAAUAAUUGGGCAGUUUUGGUGUGUACCUCUCGAUUUUGGUUUAAUUAUCGUCAUGUGGCAAAUACUCUUUCAGUAUAUAGAAGUGUCAAGAGACUGGGCAUUCCUGAUAGCCACAUUGUCCUGAUGCUGGCGGAUGAUAUGGCAUGUAAUCCCAGAAAUCCCAAACCAGCUACUGUCUUUAGUCAUAAAAACAUGGAGCUAAAUGUCUAUGGUGAUGAUGUGGAAGUGGAUUACAGAAGCUAUGAGGUUACUGUUGAAAAUUUCUUGCGUGUAUUAACAGGAAGAAUCCCACCAAGUACACCACGAUCUAAACGUCUUCUUUCUGAUGACAGAAGCAAUAUUCUAAUAUAUAUGACAGGCCAUGGUGGAAAUGGUUUCCUAAAAUUCCAGGAUUCUGAAGAAAUCACAAACGUAGAACUUGCUGAUGCCUUUGAACAAAUGUGGCAGAAAAGAAGGUACAAUGAAUUGUUGUUUAUUAUUGAUACUUGUCAAGGAGCAUCUAUGUAUAAACGAUUUUACUCACCUAAUAUAAUGGCCUUGGCUAGUAGCCAAGUAGGAGAAGAUUCCUUAUCACAUCAACCUGAUCUUGGGAUUGGCGUUCAUCUUAUGGACAGAUACACAUUCUAUGUACUAGAGUUCUUGGAAGAAAUUCAUCCAGCCAGUCAGACAAACAUGAAUGACCUAUUUCAGGUCUGUCCAAAAAGUUUGUGCGUUUCAACACCUGGACACCGAACUGAUCUCUUUCAGCGAGACCCACGAGAUGUUCUGAUAACAGAUUUCUUUGGCAGUGUGAGAAAGGUGGAGAUUACAUCAGAGACAGUUUCUUUGGAGAGCAACCUAUCUGGUUUUGAAAGCAAGCUUCCAAAGGAUGAGUUGGCAGCAGAACCACUAAAAUAUGCAGAACAACUUCCUGUAGCUCAAAUAAUACACCAGAAACCAAAACAAAAGGACUGGCAUCCUCCUGGAGGAUUUAUUUUAGGACUCUGGGCAUUGAUCAUCAUGGUUUUCUUCAAAACAUAUGGAAUCAAGCACAUGAAACACAUCUUCUGAAUUUGAGCAAGCAGGAUGAUUGCAUUGGCUGCUACUUUGGAUUCAUUGGUGUCAUUUGAGUUCUCCAAAUGUGUAUUGUGGAUGUUAGUGAAAAGGUUUAAA
Dryobates pubescens (Downy woodpecker) is the source of this 1292-nucleotide messenger RNA. RefSeq names its product phosphatidylinositol glycan anchor biosynthesis class K (gene PIGK). Gene Ontology annotation, cellular component: GPI-anchor transamidase complex. The transcript has 11 exons. Gene Ontology annotation, biological process: proteolysis; protein localization to cell surface; attachment of GPI anchor to protein. Lineage: Eukaryota; Metazoa; Chordata; Aves; Piciformes; Picidae. Bases 12 to 1190 code for a protein of 392 amino acids. The record is from RefSeq and is a predicted model, not a curated record. Gene Ontology annotation, molecular function: GPI-anchor transamidase activity.